GCUAAGAUGGAGAAAACUUUCGUCAUGAUCAAGCCCGACGGUGUCCAGAGGCGACUAAUCCCUGAAGUCAUCAGAAGGUUUGAAGAGAAGCGUUUCAGUUUGAAGGGCAUGAAGCUGAUGAAUGUUGAGCGGUGUCUUGCUGAGAAGCACUACGAGAACCUGUCUGACAAGAAAGUAUUAUUCAGGCGUCUGGUUGAUUACAUUGUGUCUUCAGGGCCUGUUGUUGCAAUGAUAUGGGAGGGGAAGAAUGUUGUGGAGACAGUUGGAGAGAUGAUUGGACCCACAAACCCAUCAGACUGCUACGCUGCAACCAUCCGUAGGGAUUUUGGUAUUGACAAGAUCAGGAACGUGAUCCAUGGGAGUGACUCUGUCGACAUUGCAAACAAGGAGAUUGCAUUGUGGUUCCCCGAAGGACCUCUCAACUGGGACCCAAAAAUCAACAAUUAUUGGAACCAGUUCGAUUGUUGA
Camelina sativa (false flax) is the source of this 468-nucleotide messenger RNA. Its product is annotated as nucleoside diphosphate kinase 1-like. Gene Ontology annotation, biological process: CTP biosynthetic process; GTP biosynthetic process; UTP biosynthetic process. The record is from RefSeq and is a predicted model, not a curated record. NCBI's taxonomy places the organism in Eukaryota, Viridiplantae, Streptophyta, Magnoliopsida, Brassicales, Brassicaceae. Gene Ontology annotation, molecular function: nucleoside diphosphate kinase activity.